AUGGAACUCCAAGGAAUUCAAACUGAUGUUGUUAAUUUGAGUAUCUUGAUUAAUUGUUUCUGCCACCUCCAUCAACUCAAUUAUGCUUUUUCUGUUUUGGCGAAGAUUUUCAAAUUUGGUUAUCAACCUGAUACCAUCACAAUGACUACACUUAUGAAAGGUCUCUGUCUUAGUGGUCAGGUUAGGAAAGCAUUGCACUUUCACGAUGAUGUUAUAGAAAAGGGAUUUAAAUUGGAUCAUGUUAGUUAUGGAACCCUUAUCAACGGGUUAUGUAAAUCGGGAGAAACAAGAGCUGCCCUGCAGGUUCUUGAAAAGAUUGAAAGGUUGAACGUUAAGCCUGAUGUUCUCAUUGACUUGGAAGUGGAUUUUGGUUCUGAAGAGAAUGCUUCUAUUGUAUAUGCUGCCUUAGCUGUUGCAGAACCAAAUCCUCUCAUUAUUUUCUUAGUGCUAGUUUGGUUUGACAAGGCAAUCACAUUAUUAACGAAGAUCAAAGACCAAGGUAUUCAGCCAAAUUUGUAUACAUACACAUUACUUGUUGAUGGAAUAUGCAAAAAUGGAAAACUUAAGGAUGCAAAAGCGGUUUAUCAAGAUCUUCUGAUUAAGGGAUAUCAUUUAGAUGUUAUAAUGUAUAAUGUGAUGGUUAAUUGGCUCUGUAAAGAGGGUUUGUUUGAUGAAGCAUUGUCCAUAUUGUCAAAAAUGGAACACAACAAUUGCACCCCUGAUGUUGUAACUUACGAAAUUGUUAUCCGUGCUUUAUUCAAAAAUGUUAAGAAUGAUAAGGCAGUGAAACUUCUUUGUGAAAUGAUUGAUAGAGGUCUACUGUAA
Medicago truncatula (barrel medic) is the source of this 825-nucleotide messenger RNA. RefSeq names its product putative pentatricopeptide repeat-containing protein At1g12700, mitochondrial. The record is from RefSeq and is a predicted model, not a curated record. The transcript is spliced from 3 exons. NCBI's taxonomy places the organism in Eukaryota, Viridiplantae, Streptophyta, Magnoliopsida, Fabales, Fabaceae. The coding region runs from base 1 to 825 and encodes 274 amino acids. Gene Ontology annotation, molecular function: protein binding.